This is a messenger RNA of Castor canadensis (American beaver), 1297 nucleotides long. It is a transcript of the gene Kera, whose product is annotated as keratocan. The record is from RefSeq and is a predicted model, not a curated record. NCBI's taxonomy places the organism in Eukaryota, Metazoa, Chordata, Mammalia, Rodentia, Castoridae. Gene Ontology annotation, molecular function: protein binding.
AAGAAGAUCCAAAAAGGCUGAGGUAAGCUGUCUCCUGAAGCCAUGUCAAAGUAGAAACAAUACAUCAAAAGGUAUUCUUGGUGACUGGUCAGAGUAGGUUUUACUUUUUCUCUCAGGAGGCUUAUCAGCAUAAAAUCAAAAUAAAUUUUUUUAGUCACUUCUUUUUUUACUCAACCGAUUUUUAGCAAACUGCAGACUCAGACACAGGACUCAACGGUAUAUUCCUGGAAAUCAAGGUACUAUAAUGGCUAAAAACAUCUGUUUCAUCAUAUGGGUGUUAUUUAUAGCAGAUACUGUGUGGGCCCAGAGUGUGAGACAGGCCUAUGAGGUACAUGAGCCAGAGGACUGGACAGUGGAUGACUUUGAUUGUCCUGGGGAAUGUUUCUGUCCUCCCAGUUUCCCCACUGCUUUAUACUGUGAAAAUCGGGGUCUCAAAGAAAUUCCUGCUAUUCCUUCAAGAAUCUGGUAUCUCUACCUUGAAAACAAUUUGAUAGAAACCAUCCCUGAGAAGCCAUUUGAGAAUGCCACUCAGCUAAGAUGGAUAAAUUUAAACAAAAACAAAAUAACCAAUUAUGGAAUUGAAAAAGGAGCCCUAAGCCAGCUGAAGAAGCUGCUUUUCUUAUUUCUAGAAGAUAAUGAGCUAGAGGAAGUACCCUCUCCACUACCAAGAAGCUUAGAACAAUUACAAUUAGCUAGAAACAAGGUAUCCAGAAUUCCUCAAGGGACCUUCAGCAAUCUGGAAAACUUGACCCUUCUUGACCUACAGCACAAUAAACUAUUAGACAAUGCCUUUCAAAGAGAUACCUUCAAAGGACUCAAGAACCUUAUGCAGCUAAAUAUGGCCAAGAAUGCCCUGAGAAACAUGCCACCAAGAUUACCAGCCAAUACCAUGCAGCUGUUUCUCGACAACAAUUCCAUUGAGGGAAUACCAGAGAAUUAUUUUAAUGUGAUUCCUAAAGUGGCCUUUCUGAGACUCAACCACAAUAAACUCUCAGAUGCAGGUCUCCCAUCAAGUGGUUUUGAUGUGUCAUCAAUUCUAGAUCUUCAACUGUCUUACAAUCACCUCACAAAGUUUCCCAGAAUCAGUGCGCACCUGCAGCAUCUUCACCUGGAUCAUAAUAAAAUUAAAAGUGUAAAUGUCUCUGUAAUAUGUCCUACCACGCUGCAUGCAGGACAAGAUGCCUUCAUUCAUGGACCACAACUGAGCUACCUCCGUCUGGAUGGAAACGAAAUUAAGCCACCAAUCCCAAUGGAUUUAAUGACAUGCUUCAAGCUUCUUCAGGCUGUCAUUAUUUAA